UACAGCGCGCUUAGUACAACCCGAGCGGCGCACACAUCAAGUGUGUAUCUAGUUGAUCAACAGUGUUAUUAUAAUUAUAUUAUUAUUAUUAUUUUACCAAAAUGAUCGUCGAGUUUUUCAUAUUCAUAAUAACAGUGGUUAUAGCGUACGGCUUGUACAAUUACUAUGACAAUCAUAGUUAUUUCAAGAAGCACGGCAUUAACUUUAUGCCGGGUGUGCCGUUGUUCGGGAAUACGCUGAAGAGCAGCUUGUCCCUGAUGAACAUGAUCCAUGAACUGGAUGAAAUUUACAAGGCGUUUCCUGAAGACAGGUACAUAGGCCUGGUGCAGAUGACAGCGAGGACUAUAGCGAUAAGAGACCCGGAGUUGAUCAAGCAGGUCACAGUAAAGGACUUCGACUACUUCACUGACCACCGACAGAUCUUCAGUGAUCCGCUGUUCUCUGAGAGCCUGUUUUCUAUGCAAGGUGAGAAAUGGCGGCACAUGCGGUCCACGCUGAGCCCCGCGUUCACCGGCUCCAAGAUGAGGAAGAUGGUGCCCUUCAUGUGCCAGACCAGCCAGAACAUCGUGGAGCAUCUGAAAGAGACGGAAGGCCAGAACAUAAACGUCGGCGAGCUGAUCCGCCGCUACACCAACGACGUGAUCGCCUCCACAGCCUUCGGCAUCGAGGUCAACUCGGUGAAGGACCAGAAAAACCGAUUCUACGAGUACGGACAGAAGAUCAUCAACUUCUCCAGUGUGCAGAAAGCCAAGAUAUUCCUGUCUGUCGUUUUCCCUAAAUGCGGUUUCCAAAUAUUUCCGAAAGACUCCCUGGACUUCUUCAAGCACAUCGUGACGUCCACCAUGGAGUACCGAGAGAAGAACAACGUGGAGCGCCCCGACAUGAUCCAGCUGCUCAUGGAGGCUUCUAAAGGUACAUUGGAUGGCUCGACUGAGGACAAAUCAGAUACAGUUGGAUUCGCUACAACAGAAUUAACAGCAGUGAAGCCAAAAGGGGAAGUACAAAAAUGGUCCACGGACCAGCUGGCGGCCCAAGCCUUCAUCUUCUUCCUCGCUGGCUUCGACAGCACGGCUUCGGUGCUGGUCAUGGCGUUCCACGAGCUGGCUCUGAAUCCCGAGGUCCAGGAGACCCUGUACCAGGAAGUCAAAGAGCAUCAUGAGAAACACGGCACCGUUACUUAUGAUGGGGUGCCCACGCUGAAGUACCUGGAUGGGGUUUUGAACGAAACACUGCGAAAGUGGCCUCCUACAUUGAUCUUGGACAGGGUGUGCCAAAAACCGUACACACUGCCUCCCCCCAGAGAAGGAGGAAAGCCCUAUACGGGGGUAAAAGAAGGCGAGGUGAUAUUCAACUUCGUGAACUCCCUACACAUGGAUGAGAAGUACUACCCUGAGCCUGAAAAAUUCAAGCCUGAGCGUUUCAGCGACGAGAACAAACAAAACAUCAAGCUGUCCGCAUUCAUACCUUUCGGCAGUGGCCCUAGGAGUUGCAUUGCCUCCAGAUUCGCCAUCUUAGAGCUGAAGGUGCUCCUCUACUACGUGUCGCUGAACUUCAUUCUUCAGAAGUGCGAGAAGACGCGGGACCCCAUCGAGCUGACGCCGGGCGAGUUCCAGGUGCGCUGCAUCGGGGGCUCCUGGGUCAAGUUCCAGGCACGGAAGUGAAUAGAUGACAUGGGGAAAAUACGCAUACAGGAUGUUGCAAAAAGGUUAUACUAUGCCGCAACCUACGUGUCAUGUUACAUAUAAGCCUGAAAAUGAAAUCAGAAUGUCAAAAUUCGCGAAAAAAAAAUUUCAGUUAGAAUGAAUUCUAUUUUUGUAAAUUUUGACAGUAUAAUUUCAUUUCCGGCUUAGUAUAUACCAUUUUGCAACACCCUGUAAACGCUUUUGGGGGACCACUCUCAAAUUCGUCGCGCUAUUAAAAAAAAACACGCAGUCGCGACGAGGUAGAGCAGUGGUUAGACCGCGGGCCAAACAAAACUGCACUCGAUAUGAAGAGAGACCUCCCUGGUGUAGCUAACGAAGUGUUUCCACAUUGAGGCUUAUUUUUUUGGUGACGCUACUCUACUACGAAUAUUUAUAUAAAAAAGAAUUGGUUCGGUUGGUAGUAAAUAAAGUAUUGUGUUACAUGCACAUAAAUAUAAUAUGGAUAUUUAAAGUUACUUAUUUGUUAAGUUUACUGUUUUUACUACGUAAGCAAAAUAAAUACAUAAUUAAUAUAUACCUAAUGCAAUUAAAA
Molecule: messenger RNA, 2235 nt
Organism: Plutella xylostella (diamondback moth)
Lineage: Eukaryota; Metazoa; Arthropoda; Insecta; Lepidoptera; Plutellidae
Source: RefSeq, a predicted model, not a curated record